AUGGUCGUAAGAGAUGGAACAGCGAAUGCGAACUUGAAGGAAUGGGAAAUGGAACAACGAUUCGAAGACAUGACAGCGACACCGACGACAUCAACCGAUUCUGCGUACCGAUCACGACGAUUUGCCAAUCAGACACCAUCUUGCCAUCAAAUUCACCCGAGAGAACCAAUGGGACGACCCGACGACAAGUACCUGGAAAAUGGACGAGUUGGGAACAUGGAUAAUUGGGGUUGA
Fusarium venenatum is the source of this 234-nucleotide messenger RNA. The record is from RefSeq and is a predicted model, not a curated record. Lineage: Eukaryota; Fungi; Ascomycota; Sordariomycetes; Hypocreales; Nectriaceae.